Molecule: messenger RNA, 540 nt
Organism: Lasiosphaeria miniovina
Lineage: Eukaryota; Fungi; Ascomycota; Sordariomycetes; Sordariales; Lasiosphaeriaceae
Exons: 4
Coding region: 1-540 (179 amino acids)
Source: RefSeq, a predicted model, not a curated record
AUGUCGAGUGUUGUGGCUGUGCAGCCUCAGCCUCAUCCCUGCGCUGUUGGCGCCCGGGAGAAUGUCUGUCGGCUUAGCUUGACCGAAUGGGUCAAAGCCGAAGCCGAAAAGUGCAAGCCGGUGCUGAAUGCGAUGUUUCGUCUCCAAGGGAGCAAGGCCUUGGGAUACUCUGAGAGGGAGGGCGCCGCUGGAGGCCUGUUCUGUGGCGCCCAACAGGCCUCGCACACGCCGCCUCACAGGCGAGCAGACAUGACACCAAAAGGCAGCCCAAUUGGGAGCCAACCGCUGCACGCUGGAUGCCGCGGGGCUUCUGAGCCCCAAAAUGGGCAGUAUUUGUGUCCGCGCCGUUCAGUCCAACAUGUGGCGCCGCACAAGGUGCAGCAGGCCCGACAGUUGACAGUUCCGCGGCUCGCCCCGUCCGGAAAUGCGGUUGUCGUGUGUCAGCUCUCGACAGAACAAGUCCAUAUUCGCACUGCAAAAGCCGACGCGGUGUGGAAGGUGCAAAGUGACGUGCAGACCAGCAUGGUGCAGCAGGGAUGA